CUUAUAUCUCCCCUCCAAACUCUCCUCACCUCUCCAUUAGCGCACGCACGCACGCCCUCACUCCUCCCCCGGCGCGCUCCCUAUUCUUAGGAGAGAGCCCGAACCAACGUACAAACCCGCGCCCGCGGCCGCCAUUGCCGGGGCCAAGCCCAUGGACGUCGACCUCGACCGCGUGCGCGCGCUGCGCGUCCUCGGGCGAGGCGCCAUGGGCACGGUCUUCCUCGUCUCCGACGCCGGCUCCGGCACCCGGUACGCCCUCAAGGUGUUCGACAAGCGGUCGGGCAAGCCCGGCGCGGACCGGCGCGCGCACUGGGAGGUCUCCCUGCUGUCCCGGCUCGCUCAGAACCCGGCGGCGCACCUCCCGUCGCUGCUGGGCUCCGCCGAGACGCCCGACCUGCUCGCCUGGGCCGUGCCCUACUGCCCCGGCGGCGACCUCAACGAGCUCCGCUACGCCCUCCCCGACCGCGUCUUCUCCCCCGCCGCCAUCCGCUUCUACGUCGCCGAGGUCGUCUCCGCGCUCGCCGACCUCCACGCCGCCGGCGUCGUCUACCGCGACCUCAAGCCCGAGAACGUCCUCCUCCGCGCCGACGGCCACGUCACCCUCACCGACUUCGACCUCUCCCGCUUCCUCCCCACCUCGCCUUCAUCAUCUCCCCCGCCGCCGUCUUCUUCACGCCCGCCCGUGUUCGCCCGCCGCCGCCGCCACGCCGAGAAGCGCGAGCAGCCGCCUUUACCAUCCGCGGCCCCGUCCACGACGCCGAAGCAGCAGUUCCAGACCCUGGUCCGGUUCCUCAUGAGAAGCGGCAACGGGGCCGGGGGCGCCAUGGACAACCUGCUGGGGAAGAAGGCAAAAUCGGCGCGCGUGUCGCCCGCAGUGAAGCCCGCGGCGUGCUCCGGAAGGUCGUACUCGUUCGUGGGCACGGAGGAGUACGUGGCGCCGGAGAUGAUCCGGGGGGAAGGCCACGGGCUGGCCGUGGACUGGUGGGCCGUGGGGAUCCUGAUCCACGAGAUGGCCUACGGCCGGUCGCCGUUCAAGGGGAGGAACCGCAAGGAGACCUUCCGGAACGUGCUGCACAUGGAUCUCGAGUUCCCGGGCGACGCGCGGCGGCGGACGCCCGAGCUCGCCGACCUCGUGUCGCGGCUCCUGGAGCGGGACCCGGCGAGGAGGCUAGGGUUCGGCGGCGGCGCCGACGAGGUCCGGGCCCACCCGUUCUUCUCCGGGGUGGACUGGGAGAUGCUCGCCGAGGUGUCCCGCCCGCCGUACAUCCCGCCGCCCGCGGAUCAUCAGGACGAGGCCGCCGCAGGCGGAGAGGGGUUCGACGUCAGGGAUUACUUCACGAAGCUGCACCAGCCCACGCCGCCGGAGUCGGGGAGGAACUCGUCGGAUUUCUCCUCGGAGUUCUGACCGGCCGGCUUGUGUUAGCUAAUUAACGUGGCAAUCUUAGAGUUAUGCCCCUCGGUAGAUUGCUUGUGUGGCAACGAAGCGGGUCAGGGUUCGCGUUGUACAGAAAGUGGGGAUGGUUGUUUGGGGGCGAUGCUGUUGUAGUGUUGGGAGAAAUGUGCAAACAAUUUUGAGAGGUGCACGUUGACGUUCGGUCCAAAGCCCUCUCUGUCUCUCUCAAGAUGAAUUAUUCGCCACGGGAUUUCUGAUUACUUACUGCUAUCGUAUGCCAUUACCGAUUGGAACACAAGCAUUUGUGAAUUCCAUCCGGCUUGGAGGGAUUGGUC
Brachypodium distachyon (stiff brome) is the source of this 1728-nucleotide messenger RNA. Its product is annotated as serine/threonine-protein kinase UCN. NCBI's taxonomy places the organism in Eukaryota, Viridiplantae, Streptophyta, Magnoliopsida, Poales, Poaceae. Gene Ontology annotation, biological process: protein phosphorylation. Gene Ontology annotation, cellular component: plasma membrane; nucleus; cytoplasm. The record is from RefSeq and is a predicted model, not a curated record. Bases 152 to 1405 code for a protein of 417 amino acids. The transcript has a single exon. Gene Ontology annotation, molecular function: ATP binding; protein serine/threonine kinase activity.